Molecule: messenger RNA, 3558 nt
Organism: Bactrocera tryoni
Lineage: Eukaryota; Metazoa; Arthropoda; Insecta; Diptera; Tephritidae
Product: organic cation transporter-like protein
Exons: 2
Coding region: 1138-2955 (605 amino acids)
Biological process (GO): transmembrane transport
Cellular component (GO): membrane
Molecular function (GO): transmembrane transporter activity
Source: RefSeq, a predicted model, not a curated record
ACCAUUCAGAUCUCUUUAGCGAAACACCCGCAUAAUAAAAAACUUCGUAAAUUACACACUCGAUAUUUAAAACAGCAAAUUAACACUUAAUAAAAGUACAAAAAGAGUUUAGCAUUUUGGGCAUAUUGAGCGGCGAGUGGUUAUUUUUAGCAACAUUUUAAUAGAAUUUUAUGUGUAAACGAAUGUUAAUACAUACUUAUGAAUGUAUGUACAAAUGUAAGUGCGCACGUAUUUGAAUUUCGUCGCAUAUGUACAGUUGUAGUAUGAACAAACUGAUGAAAGCACGGUGCGAAGUAUACAAGUGACGCAUGAAGUCGUAAAAAUAUUCAAUUAACAUAUAUAAAUAUAUACACUAACAAAAACGAAAAGAAAAACAGUAAACAAAUAUUUAUCUAGUUGCUCAACUGAUUGUUUGUUGCUUUCAGCCGUAUCAGCCAAUUCUGUGCACAUUUACCGCUUUAACAAAAUUAAUUCACGUUAAAAUUAUCUGCGAAAUCGCUAUAGGAAACGGACCGCACGUGAAUAUUUGGCAUUGCCCAUUGAGCCGAACGUUCUCAGCCGGCCAGCACAUACCCGCCGCGCUGCGAGUACAACAUAUUUUUUACAUAUACAUAUGUAUGUAAGUAUUUCAAAUGCCGGGAGUAUAUACGGUUAAGAGAGUAUGCGAAAGUGUUUAUGAAUAAGCAUCAUUUUGCAUUGGUACAUACCGAAAAUAAGGUGAUUCGUCUGCGUAGCGUCUCACGCUCAACAGUUCGCUAGUGACGACGUGGUUGUUGCGCCACUUUCCGGAGAGUGGAAUACCUACAUACGUGCAUUUUGAGUGCUGAGAGCUAGAUGUACGCAAUACAAAUCGUAAAGAGCACAGGUACUGAUUUUCAUAAGUAAUUUGUAUCUUUAACCAAUAAGACGGAGUCUCGUUCGCAGUUAUUCAAACUAAACAAUAAAGCCAGUAUUUGCAAAUCAACAGCAGCCGCAAAGCUUUCGCACAUAAUACCUACAUACGUGCAUUUUGAGUGCUGAGAGCCAGCUGUAUGCAAUACAAAUCGUAAAGAGCACAGUUAUUCAAACUAAACAAUAAAGCCAGUAUUCGCAAAUCAACAGCAGCCGCAAAGCUUUCGCACAUAAACAGUUGCAAAAAUGGGUUACGAUGAGGUGCUUGUGCCCCUGGGAGAUUUCGGCAAAUAUCAACGUCUUAUUUUCUUUUUACUUUGUCUUACAGCUAUCUCUUGUGCCUUUCAUAAAAUGUCGCGCACAUUUAUUUUUGCCAAACCGAACUUCCGUUGUCAACUUCCUUUUGAGCACGAAGCGAAUGAGACUCAUCUUAACGCCAGCAAAACGAACGAUUUCAAAUUGCCGGCUCACCUGUGGCAUUUGGUGUAUCCCGCAGAUACAGCUGAUCCGAAAAUAGGGCGUUAUGAGGCUUGUAGCUAUUUUAAUAUUGAAGAUAAAUACUAUGCGUUGUUGGGUGGCAGUAUGCAGGCAUAUAAUGACAGUAGCUCGCUGCUGCAUCAAAACAUUACAUUGAGUAAUGAAACGGUGCCUUGUAACGGCUAUAUUUAUGAUCGGUCCAAGAUUAGCAACAGCGCCGUCACGGAAUGGAAUAUGAUUUGCGACCACAGUUUCUUGGUAGCCACUAGCGAUGCGAUAUUUAUGUUUGGCGUUUUAGUUGGUAGCAUUGGCUUCGGCCAGUUAUCGGAUAAGUGUGGCCGAAAGCCAGUCUUCUUUGUUUCGCUGCUGAUUCAGGUGUCGUUUGGCAUACUGGCCGGUAUUGCACCAGACUAUCUUACCUAUAUAAUCGUACGUUUUAUAAUUGGCGCCACAACUUCGGGAGUGUUUCUCGUUGCUUAUGUCAUUGCUAUGGAGAUGGUGGGUCCGAAGAAACGUUUAUAUGCUGGCAUAUUCUUGAUGAUGUUCUUCUCGGUGGGUUUUAUGCUUACAGCGGUAUUUGCCUACUUCAUAAAUGAAUGGCGCACAUUACAAAUAGCCAUUUCAUUACCGGGUCUUUUAUUUCUCGGCUAUUAUUGGAUAAUACCAGAGUCCGCUCGUUGGCUAAUUUCGAAUAAUCGUAAAGAAGCCGCGAUAGCCAACAUUCAGAAAGCCGCUCGUUUCAACAAAGUGCAUUUAGACGCGGCUGAAAUUAAUCGAUUACUAAGCGAUGAUGAAAACGUCGAAAAUUUGAAAACCAAGGAAACGCAAGAGAACACUGCUGCGACCUCUAACAGAGCAGUAUCCGUUUUCGAUCUACUACGUUAUCCGAAUUUACGUCGAAAAACGUUGUUAAUUUUUUUCGAUUGGUUUGUGAAUAGCGGUACUUAUUACGGACUUUCGUGGAACACAAACUCUUUGGGUGACAAUAUGCUGUUGAAUUUUGUGAUUUCCGGCGCAGUUGAAAUUCCAGCCUUCACUUUCUUGCUUUUCACACUCAAUCGUUGGGGACGACGCACCAUUCUCUGCGGCUGUAUGUUAGUUGCCGGAUCCGCGCUGCUGCUCACCAUUGCCGUUCCGAAAGAAUUGAAUUGGAUGAUAAUUGUGCUGGCAAUGAUGGGAAAACUCGCAAUCACGGCUUCUUAUGGCACAGUUUAUAUCUUCUCAGCAGAGCAAUUCCCCACGGUAGUGAGAAAUGUGGGCUUAGGCGCGUCUUCGAUGAUGGCGCGCAUUGGCGGUAUUUUAGCGCCCUUCAUCAAUAUGCUGAGCAAUGUAUGGCGUCCGUUACCGCUCAUCAUUUUCGGAAGCGCUGCAUUCAUCGGUGGACUACUGUCGUUGCUGUUGCCUGAGACACACAACAAGCCGACGCUGGAGACGAUAGAGGAGGGAGAAAAUUUCGGUAGAAGGGUAGAUACGAGGAUCGAGCGGUCCAAUAAAGACAUAUUUAUUGUGGAUAACAUGGAAAAUGUGCCUUUGAACAGUAAUGGUAAUCAUCCUGACAAAAUACAAAUAAAAAAUAUGAGUAGUUGAAUAGUUAAAGUUGUAUCACCAAGUUUUAGUUUGAACAAUUUUAUUUCAUUUUGCGCUCUGCUAUGCAGAUAUGUAAAAACCCAAGUACUUAUAAUAAUAUUUUCGUAAACGUUUCGAUUUGAUUUAAAUAUAUGUUCUUUUCAUAUAUUAAUUUGGAAACCAUUAUGGCUCACAAUAUAAGUAUGCAAAAUUUCAACUUUUAUACGUUCUGGUUCGGCUAUUUAAAUUAUCUAACUAAACUUCCGGGGAUUUCAACAAAAUAUGUUAUACGAGUAUAUGCAUAUAUUUAUUUAGACUAUCGCACUAGUUAUCACACUUUUCACAUUUGUCAAAAAAUAUUUAAAGUCUUCUACUGCUUUCAAAAAUUACCCAGCUGCAUAACAUAUUACUUAAUUGUCGUAAGCUAGUCGUAUGUUAAAUAUUUAUUAGUGCAUAUGUAUGUGUAUCUAUAUGUAUUGCGGUAUACUCUGUCUACUUAAAUAUUACCAAAUUGUGAUGAGUUAUAGUUACGAAUUCUACAAACUAGCAACAAUAAUCUAUUUUAUUUUAUGAAUAAUUAUUUUAAAAUGGACAAUUAUAUAGUGUAUGUACUAUAUAAAUGAA